GCUGUCACGUGCCCCUGAUAGAACGAAAACGAUGCCAUUACCGUGUUCAAGGCACGUAAAUUCAGGUGGACCCUCGGAAGACUGAAGACCUCAGGCUCGGGUGAAAAGUUUGCACGAAAACGUAAGAAAUCUCACAGUGCCUACGGGAUCCAGCUGGUCCGUUCCUGUUCGACGCGUUUGCAGCCACGUGCGAGGACAACCGAAUAGUGAGGAGGUGGAGGAGGCGGAGAAGAAGCCGGUGGUGGCGGAGGUGGUGGUGAUCGAGGAAGGAGCGAACUGCUCCGGUUCCUCAAUCGUGCAAACAUGAGACGUUGGACUCUCAUGGCGGCUAUAGCCCUGGCUGCAUCGGGGCUGGUAAACGGCGGUUCUCACGAGAAACGGCUGCUAAGCGACCUGCUGGAUACAUACAACGUGCUGGAGCGUCCGGUUGGCAAUGAGUCCGAGCCCCUCGUGUUGAGCUUUGGCCUUACACUAAUGCAAAUAAUCGACGUUGACGAGAAGAACCAAUUGCUCAUUACAAACCUCUGGUUGAAAUUGGAAUGGAACGAUGUGAACAUGAGAUGGAAUACGUCGGAUUACGGGGGAGUGAGAGACCUCAGGAUUCCACCACAUAGACUUUGGAAGCCUGACGUUCUCAUGUAUAACAGCGCGGACGAAGGCUUCGACGGCACUUACCCGACGAACGUCGUCGUGAAGAACAAUGGGACCUGCUUAUACGUACCGCCCGGCAUAUUCAAAAGCACUUGCAAGAUAGACAUUACGUGGUUCCCUUUUGAUGAUCAGCGCUGCGAGAUGAAAUUCGGCUCCUGGACGUACGACGGUUUUCAGUUGGACCUGCAACUGCAAGACGAGAGCGGAGGUGACAUCAGCAGUUUCAUCACUAACGGCGAGUGGGAUCUGUUAGGAGUACCUGGUAAAAGGAAUGAAAUUUAUUACAAUUGCUGCCCAGAACCGUAUAUAGAUAUAACGUUCGUGGUUAUCAUCAGAAGGCGGACUCUUUACUAUUUCUUCAACCUCAUCGUGCCGUGUGUCCUAAUUGCCAGCAUGGCCGUUCUGGGAUUCACCUUGCCACCCGAUUCCGGCGAGAAACUUUCUCUAGGGGUAACCAUUCUCUUGUCCCUCACUGUGUUCUUGAAUAUGGUGGCCGAGACAAUGCCAGCGACUUCGGACGCCGUGCCUCUGCUGGGAACAUACUUCAACUGUAUUAUGUUUAUGGUGGCCAGCAGUGUAGUCAGCACCAUUCUUAUUUUAAAUUAUCAUCACCGGAACUCUGACACUCAUGAAAUGUCUGAAUGGGUGAAAGUGGUAUUCCUUUAUUGGCUGCCUUGUAUACUUCGUAUGUCACGACCUAGUGAUAAAGAAGAGAGGGAGGCACAAAAGUCUCAGAAACCGUCUCCAGUCACCGGUAAUUUAGUGACACGAAAAAGCAUCGACACAAGUGCUGGCAAGAGUCACGGUGACCUGGAGCUUCGUCAGAGGAGCAGCAAAUCCCUCCUAGCAAAUGUCCUGGAUCUCGAGGACAACGCUCUGGCGUCCCAUAAUAAUCUCCUGAAUAACGUGUACAGUACCCCUGGCCCUCACCAUCACACGAUGGGUCAUGGGCACAGUCACAUUCACACGACGCCCCAUCAUCAUCAUAGCCACGCUGCAACGCCGCAUCAUCAACACUCAACGCCACUGGCACACUCCUCCUAUCCGGGGGCGAUUCAGAUCGGUCACACACCGCAUCAUCAUCCACAUCCGCCAGAUACGCCAGGUCCCCAGGUCGAAACAAUACUUCAAAACGCGUGUUUCUGUGCCCGAAACGAGCUCAUUAUGAUCCUCAAAGAAAUUAAGAUAAUCACGGAUCAGCUGAAGAACGAGGAGUUGAACACCAAGGUGACGAACGACUGGAAGUUCGCGGCGAUGGUGAUCGACAGAAUGUGCCUAAUCAUUUUUACUCUGUUCACCAUCAUCGCAACCAUCACCGUCCUACUGUCGGCGCCGCACAUCAUCGUCACGUGAUUUAGAAAAGUACAGAUAGCCGACUACACGUUGGCGGUCGACGAGGAUCGUGCGUUGCGCAUCGGUGCGGACGGCGAGGAACGCGAACAUGACGAUGACGAUGACGACGACGACGAUGACGACGACGACGACGACAAUGACGACGACAAUGACGAUGACGACUACCACGAUCUGGUCCAUGCUAGGAUUACGCAAACAACGUUUACAGUGAUGUUUCUCCUACGCUUGGAUCUCCAGCUGAUUGGAAGUCGAGCCUCAGAGUCAUGUGUUACGCCCCGCUUCGGGUGAUCCGCACUGUUCAUAGGAAGAAAAUGAUACGAGGACACUAGGCUCUCUGUAUUAUUUACAAUAUAUAUAUAUAUAUAUGUACACAUAAAAAAAAGAUACGUAUAUGUAUACAUAUAUAUAUCUUUAUGUAGUUCAUUCGAAAAGGACGCCUUAGCGAGACACGUUGAAAAUGCGCCUACAUAGGCGCGUUAAAGGACACUGACACGCGCGCGCGCGCUCACACCUACAUGCACACACGAUCGCAUACAAACAUGCCGGCCACGCCGAGGUAUGUGCAUCUCUGGCAUUUGUUGUGCCGCGAUAGGGAUGGAACGCGAACGAUCGCGAGCCUCGAGUUCCUUUCGGUUCGAGCUGACGCAAUUUUUUGCGGAAAAUUGGAUACAUGCUGACGCUGGAUUGACUAGUGAAGCAAAAGUAGUUACAUCAUCCUCAUAUUUUUUCUUCGUUGCAUAAUUUCUAUCAAAAUCAUCCAAUUUCAGGUUUGUCAAACGAAUAUAUUUAAGUUUUCGAAUGUUGUAAAUUGUAAUUCUCUGAUUAAUCGCAGUGUUAAUUUUAAUCCGAUACCUGCUAGAUGAGAAAUAUUACGUUUUAUUCGUUUUCAUGGAUAUUACUUUUCCUUGAAUUCUUGCGAAAGCGAGAAUGGAGAAAAAUCUUUGUUAUUGUUGUUUUUAUUGUUAAGUUACCUUAAAGUGUUGCUUUUGAGUAACACAACUUGCUAUCUAUUUAACCACGUUGUGGAAAGUAUUUUAUUCUUUGAAAACUGUUCCGCUGAAGUGGCGUGACAAAUAGUUUGACUAAAAUUUUAACGAAAACAUUCGUUUUUGAAACACGCUUCAGUAAUCGUUGCACGGGAUGCAAAUAAAUCUGCGUACACGCGUGUGAAACACAAACACGCAUACACGUACACGCACAUAUAUACGCAUACACACGCAAGAGACAGAACAUAGAAACAAAGAGCACCGAGAACCGUCGAAGGGUUUGAAUUCGUUAAAGAAUAAAUCGAGUUGCUCGGUACGGUCCACGACUACGAAACGAUUUUUCGUUCGAUUCUCGUACGACCGUACCAGCCAGAGAAUCUCAUAAAAAACGAAAGAGAAAAAGGGAGAGAGAGAGGAAAGAGAGAUAUACAAACAAAAGAGAGAGAAGCUGAAGAAGGGUACACCGCUCCUUUUAUUGUGCUUAAAAGAGAGGAAAAGGUAGAGAGAAAUAAAAAAGCAGAAUGGAAACAGACGAAAGAGAACACACGAUUAAGAGCAAAGCGCACACGUUAAUAUUCUGAAAAACUUAAAAAGCAACAAAAAAAGCAAAAAAAAAAAGAGAAUAAGUAAAAAUAAUAACUACACACAAUGAACUGCCAAAAUGUUUCAAAACAAUGCCAGUGAAUUUUAUUAUCCGUAUCACUAGUAAGUAAAAUCGACGACAACUUAAAUAAAACGGGGGAUUUAUACUACGAUUAUAAGAUGGCGUGCGACAGCGCGGCGUUUAAAACAAAAGAAAAAAAAUAAAAUACUGUUCUUUGUUAGUUCGUAAGAGAAAUCCGGCGUAAGCAAGCGGAAACAGUGAGAGAGAAAGAGAGAGAGAGAGAGAGAAAGAAAGAAAGAAAGAGAGAGAGAGGGAGAGAAAGAGAGAGAGAGAAAGGGGGAGAGAGAGAGGGAGAGAAAGAGCGACGACGCGGGUAUAUGAAUGACUUCAAAUGAAACGAUGACGAUGAUGACGAUUGACUUAGCGCAACAUCUAUCUUCAUUUUCUCACGUUUUUUCCCCUUCUAUCGGCGGACAUCGUUUGUUGUUGUCCCUCUGUACACGCUUGUACAAGCGCACACACGGUACAUACUCUCUCUCACACCACCACCAACACGUACAUAGACACUACGCACUUCGUUGCGUAGAAUUUCACACACGUUACACACCCGCUCCACAAAUGUCUCACACUUACGUUAACACAAGACGGACAUGCGUACACAAGCAAAAACUUUUUCAAUCUAACGUUCUAGGGAGUCAGGCUUUCGCAUCCUCGAGAUUCUCGCGUGACUCCCGGCGAACUCGACGUUCGCUAUCUAGGUAACGAGGCGCCUACCUAUCACAAUCGGAUCCGAGAUUCGCAACGCGAUUCCAAAGCAACUCGAAGCUGUUAGUGUAUAUUUACUUUUUUAAGUCGAGUCGCCUUCGAACGAUGCGAAUCUCGAAGAUCCUCGAUGGACGAGCGACCGUGCGGCUUCCUUUCGAAUAUUCCCGAACGCAGUCCGGUUCUGGGUACUUUCCCCUCGUUCUUCGAACCAGCAACCGACUCGAUUCUAUGCUAUUUGACUGUACGCGAAACUGAAUAUCAAGGUCUCGAGCGAUCGCACAAGUCUGAUUCUUGAAUAAUCUCUUGCUCUUCGACCGCACGCUACUCGCCCUAAAUGGCCAAACCAUUUGCAGUUCGUCUGUGAAAGUAUCCACGUCGGAUUAUCCGUCAACGGGCGCACAGCAGUUCCGAUUGAUUUUUGCUGUUUGUCGCCACAAAAUGGGAUCCGUUUCCUACAAAAGUAUAUUGCGAGAACUUAUGAGAAAUCGAUAGUUAUGAAAAGAGUUGAAAAAUUGUUAUUCAAUGCGUAUCGAAAUUUACGAAUAAACAAGAAAAAAUUGUUUUCAAGAACGAUUAGUCUCGUUGCAUUGGUAUUCGCAUUAAUUAGGAAUUGCAUCGUGCUGAAUGAAAUUUUUUAUCGAACGUCGCGCUUCGUUUAGUUUCAUAGUGAAUAUUUGUUUCGACGAUAAGGUAACAAAAUUACUUCGCCAGACUUGACGUAUUUUCGGAAUCGAAGCUACCGUAGUAGUUGAGUUGUAACGCGUACUACACGCGAUCGUCGUUCGUCUGGUAGUGUCUCAUCGAAUUUUCUGUCGACCACGAGUCUAGAAGCAGGAAACAUUUUAGUCAAUAUAUAAGAAUGCUCAGUAUUUAAUACGAUAUUCCAUUUACUAUUUUGACUCGUGACCAGACUCGAGAUUCGAGACUCGUAGAUGCUCGAACGAAUCGACGUCGCCGGGAAAUAGCAUUUCCUUUUCGAGCUGUAAGAGUCACCGUGUUUUUCGAGCAACGGUAGAUUUCAUGCUGUACAUAGUUCGUUAAUUUCGAUAACUCGACGGUUUGUUUCACUUCGACUCGUUUCAGGAUCAGCUUACAUUGGAACAACAUGGUAACAUAGUUUUGUUAUAUGUGUAACAAACUCUUUUAUUUAUUACAGUUUAAUAAAACCUCGUUACAGUUUGUUUUAUGUAAUAGCAAUUUGAAUAUUCCGUGUUUCGUGCAAUCCAUUUCAAAUAUUUAAGAACAAUUCUCCUAAAUGUAUUAAGUAAUGAAUGUUUAAAAGUUAGUUUUAUUAUUUUCUGAAAUUAUACAAAUCGACGUUGUUCCAAUGUGAUAGAAGUUCAAUUAGCGCAUUAUCUACAUCUGACUAAAUUGCAUAUACCUAAAUUUCCACGACUUCGAGUGAUCAUCUCGAUUAAAAACAGUGCAUACGAGAAGCAUAUCUUUAGACGCAGGAAAUUAAUCCUAAUAUUCCUCAGUGUAUAAUACGAGUACGAAGCACGUUACAGAACCAAACCUUAGGUCCCCUAGAGCCGAAUAAUUUAUUCCUUUCGCGAAAGAAUAAAACUGAAAAAACGAACGCUCAGAAAUGCAAAAAAUAGAAUUAAAAAAAACAAAAAUAAGCAAACGCAAUCUUGUAGACUGUGUUAAAUAAACAAAAACUGGAGAAAUACUCGACAACUAACUUAGACGAAGAAGCUUGUCAACGCAAGUAGAGGAAAAAAACAUCGGAAUCUCGUUAACGGAUAGUCUCGCAGGCGGGUUUUGUUAAACAUAUAAUAAAACGAAAACAAGAAAAAAAAACGAAAAAAAACUAUAGCACGUUUUGGCCAUUGGCAUUGACGCGACAACCAAUCACGUUAUCUUUUAAAUACUAUUAUAAUGGUUACAAAAUAAUAAUUAAAAAAAAACAUUGUUAACGGUGUUAAAGGAACGAUUUAAAAUGAAAAAAAAAAUAAUAGUACGUAGAGGAUAUAAACUAUAAUCGAUAAUGCCUCGAUUGGUGGAAUAACCAUUCUCGAUCUUUAAAUCAGCUAACUAAUUAAACUAAUGAAUUAAAUUUAAAGCACUUAAUGGUUCGCGCCGGAAGGUUUUGUUAGAAUACAGUACUAAGUAGGGAAGACAAAAAAAAGUAUUUAAAAAAACACGGUUAUCUCAAGUGAGUGUCAUUAGAGAAGCAAAAGAAUCGCGGAAAAGAUAUUAACGAAGAUAGUUCGGCAUGCCACAGUGUCGAGUCAAGUAAAAAAUGAAACGAAAUAAAAAAAACAAAAAGAAAAAAGGAAACGUAAUAACAUUAAUACGAUGAAUUAUGUGUUUAAAUGUCACGAUUUCAACGACUGCGUUUCGCGAUGGAAUCUUUUUUGAACGUGUUUCCUUCUUCCCAGCGACAGCUGCAAAAUCAAGGAUAGCCAAUCGCGAAACGAAACGACUCUCCGUGGUUGUUAGUUCUUUGUUCUUUUCCGCAAACACGUUUGCUGUAGUUCAAGUUGGUGGAAAGAGUCGCAUGGCGACGAUUUAUUGUUAAAGCGCGACCGAUUCGAGCCCUUCGUUAGCCAAUUUGAAUUUUCAAACAACUUUCAAGAAAUCCCUGCAAUGAAUGUAACGCUAUUAAUUUUUAGAUUAUUUGAUUCGCAAGAUGUAAGAGCUUCCAGAAGUAGAUAACAUUAAACUAUGCUUCGAAAUAUGAUAAGCUUAUUCCUAUAGCUUCUGUUCCGCCAUGUAAAAGUAUCAUGAAGUACGCGAAUAUGCAAUAAGUAAAAUCAGAAUUAGCAUACUAUUGUUAUCUAAUUACAGCGGAUAACGACGUCUAUCGAAAUUUUUAUUAACGGGACAAUUUUCAUGGUGUGAUGCGAUUGAAGCUGCUAUUGACAAACUGUGAAGGGAGAAAGAGCAUUAUACGUUCUACAAUUAUAAUUAUAAUUCGUUUCACGAGAGUUAAUAUCGGUUUAUGCGUGGAUGUACAUCGUUUAUAGCCUACUGUAAAGUGUCCCAUAAAAAUCGGUUGCAAAUGAAGCAAUUAGGUGCACGAUAUGUGUUCGAUAAAUUAAUGAAAUUGGCCUGCGAACGGCUCAGAUUCGUUGCAUGUCGCGACGGCGGCGUUGAACGACGCUCCCAUUUUAAUCGUAUUUAUACGCGUUAACGUUAAGCGAGCAAACACUGAUUGUUAACGGAGAAUUAACAUCCAGCCUAUUGAUAUUACUUGUUAUUGAUUAGUUCUUACGCGAGCGUGAAAAAAAUAAUCAUAAUAAUAAAACUAUUCGGGAAUAUAAUCGUAUAAUGCACACGCCGAAUUUUUCGCGUGCUACGAAAUCUCAGUUGGAUUAUUCAACGGGUGACUUGUUGUUGCAGGGGAAGGGAGAAAAUAAUGCAUAGAAUUGCAGUGAAAAAAGGAGACACAAUGCAGCCCGUAUUUAAACGAAGUUCCAACGUUCUAGCGAAGAGAAAUAAAAUAAAAAGUAAAGGCGAUAAGCUGUUCGAUAAUUAAGAAAUUAUAUACUCGUUCUGUCAAAAAAUUUACUUGUUCUCACAUAUCGAAGUCAAGUUGGAAUUCGAAACAAGUUGCUCACUGAACAAAAAAAAAAAAAAAAAAAUAAUAAUGAUUUAAAGAUAUAAAUGUUAAACAAGGAAAAUAAAAGGCGAGGAUGAGGAAUAACGAAGAAAAGUAUAAACUAAAUUCGUUGCUCACGAAUGCUCAUUUAUUGUUUUUAUCCAGCGCGGUUCCAGUGUUUACGAGAUGUCGUAAGCCAGCCGCUUAGUGAGAAUAAUUAAUGUUCGAGUGUACUACUUUCAACUAUCACGCUCAACGUUCAAGCAUUUAAGCUGUUCACGAGAUUCAGGGUCUUAGAGAUUAAUUAGACAAAACGGUAGAAAAAUUGUCGUUCGUAAAAACUAAAACAGAAGAAAUGGAAACACUAAUUCGUAAAUUACAAAAAGAGGAUGAAACAGUAGUAGAAAUAAAUAAACGCGCAGACACCGGGAAAAGGGAGUGUUCUUUUUCACGUUUCGGGGAUCUUUUCAUUUGGUCGUUUUGUUUCGAGGGAAAUAAACGUUACACGUUGUAUUUACGUACUACGUAACAUGUAUCGAUGAGAAAAGCAUAGAGUAUCUAUAUUAAUCUAUAAUUGAACUAAUCGAAUCGACGAGCGAAGAAACUAAAUGAUAAAAAUAGGAAAGAGAAAAAUGAUAUUUAAAUUCAAGCGGACUGUGACGACCCAUUCGUUCCUUUUUCUCUUUUUGUAACAAUCGUAUCGAUGAUUACACUGAUACGAUAGGGUGAUUUUAAUUGCACGUGCUGCAGAAAUGUUUCCACCUUCUUGAACUCUGUGAAAGAAAACGAGACGCGAGAGCUUCUUUUCGAAAGAUAAGAAUAUAUCACGCAGCAAAUGUCGCACGACAGUGAGACGAAAGUACGCUUUCUUGUGCAUGAUCGAACGAUAUCACGGUUAUAAAACAGAGGUUCGUCGUGCUUUUUGAAAAAUCGCUUUCAAAGCGAAAUAGAGUCCGAUCUAAAGACUCGAUCAUCGUUUGAAUUUCUGACGAGCAUUUCUCCGUUCGAAGUAAUAUUUUCUUUUAUCUUUGCCUGGCAGCUCGGUUACGGGUAACGGUUGCAAGUUUUCUUUGAGCGAAACUUCCGAAUUAGAACAAAAUUUUUCUUCCAGUUUAUUCUCGAUCCCCUUCACAAGGAAAUUUCUCUUUGCCGAGUUUUUCGAUAGAAAUUAUUCCUCAAAAGUUUUCUUGUAGAGCGAGACGUCAACUUUUUCAUAGAGCGAUCGAAUUUUCCUUUCAAGAAAAGUUAAUAAGCAUACCUUGGACGAUUUACACGGAAUAGAAUAUUUGGCAUAGUUGUAUUAUAUUUGAAACGUGAUUUUUAAAACAGUCUAACGUAAACGUCUAUAAGUAGCAGCCUACCAUCGGGACAUAAUAAGAUUUUUGUUUAAAAACGAAUCGAGGAGAAAAGACAGAAAAGUAAGCGGAAAUAAGGGAGGGAAAGGGUUAAAAGAGGGAAACGGACGAAACGAAGAAGCGGAAUUUACAGAGAAAUAACGCAACUUGCGCCUUUGAUAAAAAAAAAAAAAAAACAAGAAUACAUAUAUGUAUUAAACUCAGCUUGUCACACGCGGGGUUAUCAUUAUAAACUAUUAAUCUUAUAAUAAUUAAAAUUAAUAAUAACGGUAAAAUCACGAAGGAGGAGAGAAACAAUGAUAAUAUUAAUAAUAACAUUAGUACUAAUGAUAUUAAUACCGAUAACAAUAAUAAUUAUAAUAAAUAAAUAAUAGCGUAACGGUAACGUAUUAAUUAUUAAUUCUCCGCCUGUGCAAAAUGUUGAAAAUUUUUCUUUCUACGACGUUAUUAAUCUAUGACUAAGGCGAUUUCUAUGAAGAAUCGUUUCCAAUAACGAAUAAAAAAAAAGGGGGAAAUAUUAUAUGGUUAAUAAGAAAUUUAAAGAAAAUAAAAAAAUGCAUUGUAAAGGUUGGUACGCUAUUAGGAUCGUAGUAGUGCAUAUGUACAGGGUGAUGCGAUUAAAAUGUAUUUGGACAUCGAUAUGGCGUACGAUUUUUCGAGUGUUCUAUUCGAGUAAAUGUGAACGAUACUGUUAAAAAAGAAAGAAAGAAAUAUCUCGAAAUAAGAACGAGAUCGAGAACGUAGAAUCGAUUAUGAAACGAUUAAAUUUAGAAAGGGGCUAAUGUGUCGAUGAAACUCUUAAUCAUAAGCGAUUUUGUACUGGCUAUUCAAAUAACAAAUAACAAAGUAUACGGAUGAUUAAAUUUUAGAUAAAAUCUUAUGCAAUCUCGAGAUGAAAUUUUAUUUUUCAAUAUAGUUCUAUCGAAUUAUUCUGGAUGAUGCGAAAUUUGAAUUUUAUGUAACAAGAAUCGGUUUAUAGAUUACUUUGAGAUUAAAGAGGGAAAUGUCAGCCUCGUGAGAGCUUCCUGUAAGAGUCAAAUACAUUCCUCCGUCAAUGUUGCCUUAACUCGAAAAAUAUCCUCGAAAGACUAGCCCAUUGUCCGAAAGAAACGCUCUCCGUUGAACAAUGGUUCAAUUACCUUCAACGCUCGAAACGUCAGACAUCGAACGCGAGAUUGUCGACAAGUAGCCCCUUUCGAUCGUCCUACGACGUAGAAUUCAUCAUGGAAAAUAAAAAAAUAAAAAAAAAGAAAAAAGAAAACAAAGAAAUAAAGGAAAUAAAAAUCGGAAGAAAGCAAGAUUCAUCGACCAUGUCAGGUCUUCGAAACUUUCUCCUACACUUUGUAGUCUUUUACUCGACUCGUAAUUCAAUCCAAGCAUUUUAAGAAACUUAUUAAGGUAACCGGUUAGAAAUAAAACAAAUAAGAUUGCUCACCGAGACACCGUGUCGUUUAAGUGUCACAAAGACAAUCCCCUCGGAACUUAAAAGCAAACGACGAAAAUUGUUGAGACGUUUGUUGAGAAAAACGAACAUUUUUCUUCUCUCUCGAUGUAUGAUAUACUACCUCUACUAACACUACGCGAGAUAUCGAUAACUAUUUCUAGGUGAAAUUAAAUCGAUCUUAAUCGUUGCGAACGGUAUAACACCGAUUUACAUAGCCAAGAUAAAAAGAGAAAAAAAUAAAAAACGACUGUAACCUGACGUAAUUUUAACGUGUAAGGUCUAUUAUACUUAUAGCACGUCAAAGUCUUCCGCAGUUAGUCUCCAAACAAGUAGUUACAAGACACACGGGAAAAUGAAGACGCAAAAACACACCAGACGAAUUUUUUUUCAUAUUCUUUCCCCUCCUUUCUCUAAUUUUUUUUUUCCUACUACUGACGUUCACCCGUCGUUCCUCGUCUUAAAAAGCUCUGGUGAUAUAUGUAUAUUUGCUGAACGAACGCUUCUCUGAUUAACUGUUCGAAGAAACGCAAGUCCCCUUGAACGAUUAUACGGAGUCCAGGGUUUUAUUGAUCGGCUGAUUGAUAUUUAAUUAAGGGAACUUAGUAGGGAACGUUUCUCUCACGCAAAAGUAGCGAUCGCGUCGCGUACCUUGUCUUCAAGCACGAAACUGUGAAAGUACUGUGAUCGAUGGAGAAUCAAAAUUGUAUUUGUCAAGUUUAAGAGAUGCUCGUGUUCGUCGUGUGAUUCGUUUUUGUAGUGGAUACUGAGAAUAAGGAAAAAUAAAAAGUUGAACACGAGAAAGAAACAUGAAAGGAAGAAGAAGGCGAAGAAUCAGACUUUAUCGAGCCGUUAACGAAAUUUUCAGCGAGACGCGAACGAAGCGCGAGAAUUCGUCUUGUAACAUAAAUUGUGAAAUGCGCUUUAUUAUUGUAGAUCUUGAAACGCUGAAAGAUAGGUAGAAACGCUUAGAAAUUACGAACGUUCGAGCAAAGUUGAAGAAAACAUUACGGAAUGUUUCAGCGAAGAGAAGUAUGUAUAUUGCGCUUUGUAAUUAGUAAACAAAUUUUUUCCGACGUUUAUCGCGCGUUGCACGAAGACACUCGAAAGAUCGACGACCCUUUGUCCCAUUUUACUAGAUCGCUCUUUAUACGCAUAAAGUAUACAGCAGGUCAGCCGAAAUGAAGUAUAAACGAAGAACAAGGUUGACGCAAUUCGCAUAGAAAACGUAAUAAUUAUGAAAACGAGGAGAGAAAAUGUAUAACAUAGUCUGCGGUUUUCUCAUUUCUAGGACGAACGUUAUAUUCAACUUGGAAUGUAAUUAAGCGAAGCAUUUAUCGAAAGAAGUUUCUUCGUUCCUCGGAAGAGAACGUUUCGUUACGUUGCAUUAAAAUACAAAAACUAUUCUUUACAAUUUACUGUAACUUGCAAGCAAUUUUUCAUACAUACUUGUACUUUCUUCUGUAAAUAUAAAGUCCCGUUAUUUCUAAACUUGUGUACCAUUGCAAUUCUCUUUCUGAUUCUAUUUAUUCUAACAUAAAAUCAAUGCAUAAGUUAUUGGUCAAAUCAAGUUGUUUACUCGACACCUGCUUUUUUAAACAAAAACUAGUUAUAUUAAUUUAAUGACAGUUUGAUUUCUGUUACAAAUAUUCUGUAAGCUUAAGACAAACGCGUGACGAGCAAUAAACUGAGCAAUAAAUACGGUACGGAUAUAACUUGAAGAAAAUGCACAAAACAGAUUCGGUUUUUACUAAAAUUCUGAUCAAUCAAUAGCAAAAAGGUCGGCAUAUUUCAAACUCGAAAAUUAUUUUAGAUUGGGAGAAAAACUUAUACUAUCAAACGAAUAAAUUUUUUUUGUCAAAACUUACUAAAAGCCACGCAGGUGGAUGAAAUCUGAUAAAAAAUCACCUCGCCAUUUCGGCUGAACUUCGUGUAUACGUAUGAAUGUAUAUAUAUAUAUAUAUAUAUUGCAUAUACGUACGUAUAUUCUCUUUAGAUACGUAUUAUGAAGAGAUUGAAUUAAAACUACAGCGAAAGGUAGCGUGUAAAAAAUAAAAUCGGCGGAGAAAGACGCGGAGGUAAAAGCUAGAAAAAUUGAAAUUGUUGCUCGCGAGUCAGCCCCCAUUGUUACACUCAUUGUCAGCGAAAUGAUAAUCUGUGCCGAUUUUUCACGGACCUUCCCACGCUCGACGUCGUUUGAGGAAGAAAACAUUAAGGACGUUCAUCGUCCCGCUGCUUUCUUCUCUACUUUCUGCUCGAUUUCUUCUUCCUUCGACGAUAUGAUCCGCGAACGAGGUCGAGACGUGAUAUUCUCAACGCGCAUAAGAUAUCUGUUAUUACGCACGUAUUUUAAACACGAAGAAACAUCGAAGAAUCGUCGCAUAACCCGUGGGCACAUUCUCUUGCUGAAUGGAAUCGAUUAACCUGCUUUACCACUUAACACAUAUUCACACGUGAAUUAGUAGACGACAAAAGUCUAUAUGUUUGACAUGAGCUUGAAGAAUUUUUACUUUCAAAGAUGUAAUUAGAGAACUGACUAAGAACUUAGACUUGAAAUUCGUAUAGAAUUUAUCAUGUCCAAGACGAAGUAAUUUUUAAAACGUUUAAAACGCGAAACAGUUUUCUUUCACGAUCAAAUAUUUUACAUGGGUUCGUAAAAUGAAUUAGCAUAAAUAUUCGCGGUCUACAUGUAAGGCAACAAGUUAAUCGACCUCCAUCGAAGCAACGUGAUCACAGAAGAGGUAAAAAGAUCGACGACGAUUAUGUUGCUGAUGGGGUGUGAAAUGCGUGGAGUGGUGGAGUUUCUUUUCUCGCGAUUCACUGCCGCGGACUUCCUUCAUGGCAGUGUGUAUUAUUCGGAAUUAGGAUAAACGAUUAGCGCGGACACGCAAUGUUCAAGUGCCAAAUUUUUAGCUAUCUUUAGCACGUAAUUUAUCGCGCCUGUCGAACCCAGCAGACGCUUAAUUAGCGCGCGCGCAAGAGAGAGAGAGAGAGAGAGAAAGAAAGAAUGUGUGUGAGUGAGAGAGAGAGAGAGAGAGAGAGAAUCGAGAGUAUUUCACAAAAGAGAGAAAUUGUUCGUAUUGGCGACUGAAGUCGGAGGAAUUUGUACAGUAUAGAUCGAGACUAUUUAAGAGAUUCGUUGUAAAACGAUUAAAGGAUUUAGCGGUGGAGUUUCGAUAUGGCGCAUCCUUUUGUACGCGAGUCGUGUAAUUAUGGAAUGUGCUAUGAAUGAUUCGAAGGAUUUUUGAGUAACUGAUAUUAAAAUAUACGUGUUAUUUUUUUCUAUUUUUGUAAAAGCGUAGAAAUAUUGAAUUCACUCGCGAUUUUUAUUCAAUUCAGUUCUGAUAAUAAUGUCUAUCGAAAAAAGAAAUAUUAUGGAUACAAAGAUAUUAUUGGCGUUAUUAUCGAGUAGAAAAAUUGUCGUGCUAUUUCUUAAUUUAAGGAAAGUUCAAUGAUUGCUCGAAUAUCCUUUCGAACGGUCUUAAAGUUACCAUCGAAUUUAUGUAUCUUCCUGAAUUAUUUGGUUGGAAAUUUGACUAGCAAGAUAAACGCUCAAAACGUUCAUGAAUAUGUAUCAUUGUUAGGGAAAAACCAAUAAUCAACAUAUUUUUACUGCGUUCAAGAAUUCGACUGAAAUUUUUGCAAUCUGUCGUGAUUUUCCGUGUGCGAGGAGUCGCCGAGCGGUACUCUCGAUGUAACGGACGGAGAAAGAAGGAAAUUAAAAAUAAUAAUAAUAAUAUAUAAAAGAAAAUAAAUAAACUUAGAGAAAACGCGUCACAGCCAACUGAAUUUAAAAUGAAUUUUUACAAAGGGACAUUUGUAGUACGGCCGUCAGAAGCAACGUAGACGACAAAGGGUUAAAAGUCAACUUUCGAAGUAAUUUUCGAAUAGGUAACUCUCGUUCCCUUCAUUUCGAAGAACAACAAUAGUCGGCUCAAAACUAUUCUCACACUCUCUCACUACGAAACGAUUCACCGUUUGUAAAAUCUCCUCUGUUUUCCUUCUUUAAGCGAUCAGUAGUCGAUGACCGAGUCGAAGGAAUGGAAAGAAGAGAUCACAAACGAAAAAAACCACAGGCCGAUAAGGUUCAUGCUUGAAGACAAAUACUUGGAAACGAAAGAAAGGAAGGAGGAAAAAGCGAAAAAAAGAAGAUAUAAAAAACAUGGAUAAACACGUUCUAAAGUCAAAAAAGAAAAAGGGGAAAAUGCAAAAAAAAAAAAGGAAGAAUUAAACGUGUACUAUUAAAAAAUAUAAUCUCUACGCAUAUUUAAAAAGAUACUUGAAUGCUAAACGCCAAAUAUUCGUAAUACACACCGAGAGGAACUAAAUAAAAGCUAAACUAAAUCAACCAAUAAUCGAGUAACUGAAUAUUAAACGCUAGCCUGUAAUCAAUAGAGAAUGUAGUAAUAUUACUUCGAACAGUAAAUUAUAGGAGUGAUUCAAAAGGUAGUCUACUAGAAGUUAGGCUCGAAUUUUUAUCGAGAUCAUUUUCUCUCUAAACUAACAGAAAAAAAGCUAAAUAUUUAAUUAUCUCAGAACAAUCUAUCGAACUUAACGAAGCCAAAAGCGAAACGAAAAGAAAAAUAUAAUAAAGGACCGUAGCCGGGGAUGAUUGAUCUUAAUCGGAAUUUAAAAUUGAAGCGAAUAUAAGAAGAGAAACGAUUCAAGUAAGACCGGUGUGUAAAAAGCUUGCGGUUGACAAACCAGCGACACGGAUCGCUGAGAUAUGAAUGCACGAGAUCUAUUUCUUCUCUACCUACGCCCUUUUCUUCCCUGAUAAUAUAUUUUAACGAAGGAUCGUCUCUUUAUUGUCCACCGUUACACCAGUCGUCGAAGUCGUUACGAGGUUAAUAGAAAAAAAUGAAAAAAGUUCGCGCGAGGCUAACGAAGGAUAACAGAAAUAAUAUUUCGAGUCUGUAAAUGCAUGAACGAGUGAGAAAGUUGGUGAGAAAGGGGGAGAGAAAGAGAAAUAGAAAAAAACAGAGAAUGUAUGAGAGAGAGAGAGAGAAUGGGAGAAUAUGAGAGGGUGAGAAAGAGGGGGAGAGAGAGAGAGUAAACAAGAAAUAAAUGAGAAAUAAAAUUUGCGUUACCCGUGCAAAUAUAUUAUAUAGGAGGAAAAAAGAAAACAAAAUAUUUAAAAAAGGAGAAAGAGAGAGAGAGAGAGAGAGAAAAGAUGAAAACGAUACUCCCUUUUCCGUAGACCCUGGUGGGACGAUGCAAUUGAACUGACUCACCCUCGAUCUCACUUGACUUUUAAUUAUGCCUCGACAACAGCCUGGCCUGAUAAUAGUAAAUUCAUAUUGAAGAACGUUAAGUAAGAUAAUAAUAAUAUUAAUAAUAAUAUUAAUAAUAAUAAUAAUGAAUGAUAUUAAUACUAAUAAUAAUAAGAGUAAGAAUAAUAAUAACAAUAGUACUAAUACUACUAAUAAUAAAAAAAUUUGUUAUAUUUCUACGCUGGGCUCUUUUUCGAGGCAGAAACGUUGAUCGAUAUGAAAAUCCCUGUUAACUGGUGAGCACAUAAUCGCCGCAUUGUAAUAUUAUUAACAUUAUUACGUUAUUAUGAAAUUGUUGAAAUAAAUGAAAUGAAUAUA
Messenger RNA from Bombus pascuorum, 16293 nucleotides. Its product is annotated as neuronal acetylcholine receptor subunit alpha-7-like. The record is from RefSeq and is a predicted model, not a curated record. Gene Ontology annotation, molecular function: acetylcholine-gated monoatomic cation-selective channel activity; transmembrane signaling receptor activity. Lineage: Eukaryota; Metazoa; Arthropoda; Insecta; Hymenoptera; Apidae. The coding region runs from base 304 to 2004 and encodes 566 amino acids. The transcript is spliced from 12 exons. Gene Ontology annotation, biological process: chemical synaptic transmission; regulation of membrane potential; monoatomic ion transmembrane transport. Gene Ontology annotation, cellular component: neuron projection; postsynaptic membrane; synapse.